Messenger RNA from Oryza brachyantha (malo sina), 742 nucleotides. RefSeq names its product organelle RRM domain-containing protein 2, mitochondrial. Gene Ontology annotation, molecular function: RNA binding. The coding region runs from base 94 to 585 and encodes 163 amino acids. Lineage: Eukaryota; Viridiplantae; Streptophyta; Magnoliopsida; Poales; Poaceae. The transcript has 3 exons. The record is from RefSeq and is a predicted model, not a curated record.
GAACCAGAAGACCAGAGCCCAGAAGAUCGGACGGGCCGGGACUCCGGGGCCCCGCGCUCUCCUCCUCCGGGGUUAGGGUUUUGACCGGCGGCCAUGGCCCUCUCCUCCUCGCUGCUCCGCCGCCUCCUCCUCCGCGGCUCCACCCCGGUCUCCUCCUCCUCCGCCACCUUUUGCUCCUCCGCCGGCUCGCCCACUCAAUCGCCCCUGUCCUCCGUCUUCGGCGACGACACCGAGGUCAGCAACGUUCCGCCGCUCACCACCCCCAAGCUUUUCAUCAGCGGUCUUUCAAGGUUAACAACCGAUGAGAAGCUUAAAAAUGCCUUUGCGCCCUUUGGGCAACUACUUGAAUCAAAAGUCAUAACAGACAGAAUUUCUGGAAGAUCCAAGGGCUUUGGUUUUGUUAGAUAUGCGACUUUAGAAGAAGCUGAGAAUGCUCGGCAGGAGAUGAAUGCAAAAUUUCUAGAUGGAUGGGUUAUUUUUGUUGAUCCUGCUAAACCAAGGGAGCAUAAACCUGCUCCUCAGCCGGACACUCAUUCAUCACACACUGGCUUCACAACGCACAAAACUGUAGGAUGGUGUGGUUAGUCAGAUAGCAGUAUAGCACUGUGGUGUUAUAACUAAAAAAACUUUGAUAUGUAGUUUGAUAGAAAUGUCAUUCAUAUGAAUUAUGUGUUGGACGUCCGUGAUUAUUGUUCUAAAUAUUGAACACUAUAUUUGUUGCCCAAUUGGGGAAACUAAUGAA